Molecule: messenger RNA, 423 nt
Organism: Cercopithifilaria johnstoni
Lineage: Eukaryota; Metazoa; Nematoda; Chromadorea; Rhabditida; Onchocercidae
Source: the annotation of a GenBank genome assembly
AUGGAAAUGAUUAAAGAACGUACCAAUAUUUUGCGUGAAAAUGAGAUGAAGAGAAAUGAAAUACACAAACGAUUCUUAUGGAUAGUUGGAGUUACACUUCCAGCAUACGCUUUAGCAUCGAUUAUUUGGACCGUUGCAAAUAUUAUCUUCUACAAAAGGCAAAAGCAGAAAUUAGAAAGUGGUGGUAAAGAGAAUACGUUUAAUCGAAAUCAGGAAAGACAACGUUUACUGCAACGAUAUAAUCAAAUUCCACCAGCUAAUUUGCAACUGAUUGAUCAUACAUCGUUACCUGUAGCAGAAAUCAGUGAUGACAGAAAUAAUUUAAAUAAUAUAUCCGUUCAUUCCUCAUUUGAAGCUAAUCGUGCACGUGUGGAAGCAAUUCUAAAGCGCAAUAAUGAACCACAAUUUAUGAGAAGAAUUUGA